AUGAGCUAUUUCUCUUCUUAUACAUUCUACAUUGGAAUAGCGAUUGUUUCAAUAAUCGUCUCAAUAGCGGCAUAUGUAGCACGUGCAAAGUACUUUCACCGACAUAUCGUGCCAUAUCCAAUGCAAGUUGUUGUUUGUCCUGAUGCUCAAUAUUAUCCUUCUUCUCUUCCUCCUGUUAUCCAGCCAGUACAAUAUCCACAAGUGUGUUGGUCAAUACCAAUGGAACAACCACCACCUGCGUAUAACACUGUUGUCACUGAAAUGAAUACUAACAGUAAUGUCAUUCAUGUCAACAAUCACUCCUAG
Adineta ricciae is the source of this 306-nucleotide messenger RNA. NCBI's taxonomy places the organism in Eukaryota, Metazoa, Rotifera, Eurotatoria, Adinetida, Adinetidae. The record is from the annotation of a GenBank genome assembly.